Marmota flaviventris (yellow-bellied marmot) is the source of this 5089-nucleotide messenger RNA. It is a transcript of the gene Cfap43, whose product is annotated as cilia and flagella associated protein 43. Gene Ontology annotation, biological process: cilium assembly; sperm axoneme assembly. The record is from RefSeq and is a predicted model, not a curated record. Lineage: Eukaryota; Metazoa; Chordata; Mammalia; Rodentia; Sciuridae. Gene Ontology annotation, molecular function: protein binding. Gene Ontology annotation, cellular component: axoneme.
AUGGCACAAAACAGGGAAGGAGAAGAAAGUCCCUACGCUGUCUCUUCCCCCAGCGGCGCGACGCUGUCGGUGAGAUGGGUGCAAGGAUUCCCUAAGCAGAAUGUUCAUUUUGUUACCGAAGACACCAUUUGCUACCCUAGUGGGAAUUAUGUAAUAUUUAUUAAUAUUGAAACCAAGACAAAGACUGUACUCCAGUGUAUUAAUGGAAUUGUGGGCGUCGUGGCAACUAACAUUCCUUAUGAAGUUGUGGCUUUUUCUGACCGGAAGCUAAAACCCAACAUCUACAUAUACAACUUUCCUGGAUUGACCAGAAGGACCAAAUUAAAAGGCAACAUUCUUCUGGACUACACUUUACUUACCUUCAGUUACUGUGGCACCUACUUGGCUAGUUACUCCUCUCUUCCAGAAUUUGAACUGGCCCUCUGGAACUGGGAAUCUAAUGUCAUCUUGUGCAAGAAAUCCCAGCCUGGUCUGGAUGUGAGCCAGCUGUCUUUUAAUCCCAUGAACUGGCGCCAGCUCUGCUUAUCAAGUCCAAGUACAGUGAAUGUGUGGACCAUCGAAAGAAGUAACCAGGAGCAUUAUAUCAAAGCAAGGUCGGUAAAACUGCCUCUAGAAGAUGGCACAUUUGUUAAUGAAACAGAUGUGCUUUUCCCCCACUCACUGCCCAAGGAUCUCAUCUACGGACCUGUGCUGCCACUGUCAGCCAUUGCUGGGCUAGUAGGUGAAGAGGCAGAAACUUUCCGGCCAAAAGACGAUUUAUAUCCUUUGCUUCACCCCACUAUGCAUUGCUGGACUCCAUCAAGUGACCUGUAUGUUGGCUGCGAAGAGGGUCAUCUUUUAAUGAUUAAUGGAGAAACCUUAAAGGUGACCGUGCUCCAAAAGAUAGAAGACAUGACACAAUCAGAACCUCAUCAUAUCAGCCCAGUCAGCCUGGUGUAUCAGAAAGAUGGAGUGUUUGCUUCUGGAAUUGAAGGCUCUGUGUACUCCUUCAUUAUUAAAGAUUCAAGUUAUAAAGUGGAGACUUUUCUUGAGACUGAAGGGCCUGUAGAACAUAUGCUGUUUUCUCCCAGUUACAAAAUGUUGCUGAUUCAAACAGACAAGGGAUCUGUUUUUAUCUACACUUUUGAUGAGAAGCCAACCUUAGAAAAAGUCCUAGAUGCUUGUGAUGGGAAAUUCCAAGCAAUUGACUUUAUCACACCUGGAACCAAAUACUUCAUGACAGUCACACAUUCGGGGGAAGUUUGUAUUUGGUGGAUGGAGGAUUGUAUUUGUGAAAGCAGGAUUUAUCUGAAUACUCCAACCACAGCCCUGGCUUGCUCUCCCUCCUCCCACUCCGCUGUUGUGGGGACUGUGGAUGGCUACGUGUACUUCCUGGAUGUCCAAGAGGUGGACUCCCCUGGGGUGAUCCACAAGGCCUUCCUCUCCAAGUCUGCUGUGCAGCACCUCAUUUUUGAUCAGCGAGGAAUAUUUCUGUUUGUUGGAUCCUCAGAAGGAAACAUCUUUAUUAUGAAUGCCAAUCCUUCAAGCUCAUUUGAGAUCCUAGGAUUCGUAGAGGUGAGCAAGGACAUUCUACAAAUAUCCACGGUGUCUCUUUUGGAAGUAGACGUGGUACAAGUAUUGGUGCUUUCUUCACUUCCAGAAGCAGAAAAAAGCAGGUUGGAAUUAUUUACUGUGCCCAAAAUACUACCAACAGUUUCUGAAAGCUUCACUGAUGAAAGAGGGAAACUGAAAGAGGAGCUGAUUCAUUUGUACCUGUAUGAGAUGGAGCACACUCUGUCCUCUGCAGUCUUGGACUUUCAAAGUAACCAAAUAUAUGGCUUCUGUAAUCAAGCACCAUACGUCUGUAGCUAUCUUCUUCCUGAAAAAGAAGAUACCAAGGUUUGUAUUCUUAAGCCACACCAAAAAGUGCAAAGCAAGCAUUAUGGAACUGGAAUGCUCUAUCUAUCUUGGCAUGGAUUGUGGCUCAUAACAAUAGCUAAAUGUGGAAUUCUGUGUAUCCGAGAUAUUUAUACUUUGGAAACAUUUGCUCGGUGUCAGAGUCAUUCUCAUCAGGCGCAUGGGAUUCAGUCCAUGAGAAUUUCAAUGGAUGGACAAAGUAUUCUGGUGAAUGGGAAAGAUGACGGCACCCUGGUUUACCUAAAAUGGAAGCGCACUGGAGGAAUUUAUGGCGAUGAAAGUAUUGAUUAUUUCCAGAAACUACUUACAUUUCUGAGCAAGACCAUAGCAGAGGAGAAUUAUUAUUUAAACUCUCCAAGAGUUUCUUUAGAUUUGGGACAUGACUUUAAAUAUUCAAAACGUCUAUCUUCUUCUAAGAUUGACUCGUCACAAGAAGAAUUAGCCACUGAGGAGAGUAAGAAGGAAAUUCCCUGGAUACAGUGGAAAAGCCAAGAGGCAGUUGAAAAGGAAAUUAAAAUGUUUUCCCAGAAAAGGAAAGAGAUAAGAAGAGGAAUCAAAGAACUUGCUAAAACUGUUCUGAAUAUGAUGGAAGAAAAUGAGAAACUGGAUAAUAUUGCAAAAUUAGAGCAACAGGAGUUCGGCCUGGAUCUUGAGGAACUGGAAAGGCUCCAUGAAGAAAGUGAAGAGGAGGUGGCCAAGAUAAGAAAGGAUGUAGAGAUGCACAAUCUAGCCAAGGGCUACCUGACUGAGGUUAUCAAAGAAGAAUGCUGGAAUGCCAUGGCUGUGAAGGGCCGAGCACUUAAGUGCUUUCACAUCCCUUAUGUGGUCGAGAACUUCCCGAUGAAAGAGCGCUCAAGUGAAGAGCUGAAGGAAUUGAAGACAGUCUUGCAGCAAAAGAAGAUUGAAGCAGAGUGUCUUAAAUUACGGAAGGAAAUUUCAGAGGUUCAAUCUGCAGUCUCCUUGGUUAAAAAGCGUCAUGAAGAAGAUGAUGAAGAAGAAGAAGAUGAAGAUAAGAUAAUCAGAGACUCCAACUUGCCCAAUUACCUGCUUGGUAGUCUGAGUACUGAUUUUGGGGUAGAUACCUCUUUGUUAUCAAGCCAAUUGGAACUUCACUCCAGAGAGGAGAAGAUCAACCAAAUUACCUUACUAAAAGAUAUCAUUUACAAGGUAAAAACUGCUUUCAAUAAUGAGUUUGAUGCUGCAUAUAAACAAAAAGAGUUUGAAAUCACACGUGUGACGGAAAGAAAUGUUAGAAUUAGAGAAAUUAUUUCAGAUCUGGAGUUGGAGGAAACAGUCUGGCAACCAGAAUUUGAAGACUGUGAGAAACCAGAGAGAACCUUUGUUGUAGAGGAUCAUGAGAUUACAGCUCAAAAACAUGUUUCUCCAUGGCAAAAAGCCAAAACAGAAUUGAUUUCACCCCAUGAAACAGAGCGAUGGCUUCAUUCACAGGGUUUGGACGUUAGAAACAGAGCCCUGAUGGACAUGAUGGGAGGUGUUCUGGAAGUCAAGAAGGAAGACAUUUUGAAAAUGGUGAUUCCUCAGCCUGCUUUCAUGAUAAAGCCCGAUGCACUGUGGACAGAAGAGGAAAGGAAACAAUUCAAAGAAUAUGAGAAAAAAGUCAAGGAGUUAAAUGAAGAAAGAGAUAAGUAUAGAAAGUCAUUAGAAACAGAAUUGAAGAAACUUCAAAACUCAAUUCAAGAAAGCACACAGAGCUUUGAUGAACUUUUGAAAAAACUCUUUGAAAGGAGAGUGAAGGCCGAGAUGGUUGUCAACCAGGAGGAAUUGAAAAUAAAUAACCUUGUGUUUUCUCUACUGUUGGAAGAGGAAUUAACCUCCAGAGAAAUAUUCCUGAACAACUACCUUGUAAGGAAGCAGCAGGAGAAAAACCAGACUUCAGAAGCCAUCCGGAAAUCUAGAGAAGAAUUGGAUGCAUUUAAGGAGCACUAUGACAACUUAAUGGCAGAAGACAAGGUUCUGGAUCGAAGCUUUAAAAAGGAAUUUUCUGAAAUUCCCAGUCAUCAGGUGGAUCUACUCUACAAACUUUUUAAACGCCGACCAAGGAUUCACAAACAGAAAGCGCACUCAGAGGCAGCCAGUAGUACCCCAUUUGGAGAACGACCGGGAUCUGGCAAGUUGAAUAAGGACACUUUUGCCCACUUAAUGAAAGCCAUGGAUGAGUUGGAUAAUAUUAACAACAUGCCAGAAGGCUUAGACCCUUCAGUUUGGGAUCAUUUCUGUGCAACCAGACGAGCAAAACUUGAAAAUGAACACAAAGUGAAGCAGAAGGCAGCUGGCUUAGUUGAAAUGAUGGCUUUCCUCCAGAAGAGAGUUGAGGAUGAUGAACAUGUGCAGCGCGAGAUUGAAAAAGUGUUCCAUGAACUCCUCCUAUUACAGAACGAGAAAGUGAAAUUCCAGUUGAAUUUGACCAUCCAAAUUCUUCUUAAACAAGGACAAGUAGAACUAGAGAAUUUCCAACUAAUCCUGGAGUAUUCUGAUGCAAUUCUCAUGAAUAAGACCAUAAUUGAAGACUUGAAUUCUGUAAUUCGGACUCAAGGUCAAAAGAAAGUUGCUAGCAUGAUGGAAAGUAAAGAGGUACACAAAGGAAUAUAUCAAAUUGAGUGGGAACAUAAGAAAAUGGAGAUGAAAAUGGAAGACCUAAAUCAGAAGGCCUGGGAUAUUCAGAUGCUGUUUCUUUCAAGACAGCGUCAAAAGUACCUAAAUGAAUCGAACUACGAGACUCUGAUUGCUAUUCAGAUUGGAAUAAUGGAGCAAACCAUUCAAGUUAUAGAUAAGACCCACAAAAAGAAUGUCGAAAACUGCAAAAAACUACUCAAAAAAUUGGAAAAAUUCAGUAAUCAAAAAGAUAUAGCAAAUUACACUCUAAGCUGCAAUCUACGAGAAGAGUUGGUAGCUGUGUCCGAGAGAAAAGACAUCUGCAAUGCAAUGGGGACGCAACUGACUUGUGAAAAGAUUGUCAAAGAACGAUAUAAAAACAUGGUGCAACAACAGAAGCUGACAAAUAUUUCAAAACAACAGGCUGAACAGAUUUCAAUACUACAAGCAGAAGUUGAAAGAUUAAGGAUGAAAACAUUUCCUGCUCUUGUUCAAAUGUAAAAGGCUAGCAAGAAAAACAAAGCCAAACUAAUUAUUGCAAAAAUCAAUUCAUUUGGGUAAAAUGAUUUCUUUUUCUUUC